CACUUUCUCUUACUCUUACUGGCAGCAGUUGAUAGAUUAGAACACAAUAGAACCAGUGAGACAUGCUUCAUAGGGAGUAACCUGACUCCUCCAUUCUUCUCUGCUUUCAAUUCUCUCAAUCUUCUUCCAAAAUCUGCACACAAAGCCAUUUCUUUAUUUAUAUAUCGAAAACCUUCUAUCAUCUAUCUUUUCUUCUAUGCUCCUUCAGUCAUAACAGGCUAUGGCUUGCACUUCCACUCUCUCUCUCUACUCUCACCCGCAGGUUCGCCUCCGCAAUCAGCGUCUGCAAUCGCUAGCCUUAACCUCCGUCGGCUUCGCUCAAUUUGCGUCACUACUAACACUAAAAUGUCGGAGAACGUGUAGAGUGCGAUUCGGAAGCGUGGUUAGGGCUUCUUCAAGUGUGGAAGGAACUCGCCCGCGCGCUGCCGGUUCUCGCAGAGUCUAUGGGCAGUCUCAGGUCAGCGGGCCGCUGUCCAUUGCUCCGGUGAAGCAGAUUGCCAACGUUGUUGGCCCCUUCGCCGUGUUGGUCGCCCUCACUUUUGUUAUAUGGAAAUUAGUGGAGAAGCUUCUUCUUCCAGCUCCAAAACAAUUGAAAUCUUCAACUGUGGAAAGUCAACCACCUUCACAAGGACUGAAAUGGUCUUUUGCUGCUGGUACAAAUUUGUUAUCCCAGCUUGGGGCAAAGAUCGAGAGACAAUCUAAACAGAAGCUCAACGAGUUUGCUCGGGAACUAAGGUCAUUUCCUAGUAUUGAUAUGUCAGGGCGCAACUUUGGUGAUGAAGGAUUAUUCUUCCUUGCUGAGAGCUUGGCAUUUAACCAGACUGCAGAGGAAGUGAGUUUUGCUGCAAAUGGAAUAACUGCAGCUGGGUUGAGGGCUUUUGAUGGCGUUCUUCAAUCAAACAUCACAUUGAAGACUCUUGAUCUUUCAGGAAACCUAGUUGGAGAUGAAGGUGCCAAGUGUUUAUGUGACAUAUUGGUGAAUAACUCUAGCAUUGAGAAGCUCCAGCUAAACAGUGCUGACUUGGGUGAUGAGGGUGCAAAAGCUAUUGCUGAAAUGUUGAAGAAAAAUUCAAGUUUGCGGGUUCUUGAACUGAACAAUAACAUGAUUGAAUAUUCUGGAUUUUCAAGUCUGGCUGGAGCACUUCUUGAGAAUAACAGUAUACGAAAUAUACAUCUCAAUGGCAAUUAUGGUGGUCCUUUGGGGGCUAAUGCAUUGGCUAAAGCACUUGAGAGCAACAAGUCAUUAAGGGAACUUCAUUUGCAUGGAAAUUCUAUUGGAGAUGAAGGAAUCCGUUCUUUGAUGGCGGGAUUAUCUUCACAUAAAGGGAAACUUUCACUUCUAGACAUUGGCAACAACUCAUUAACAGCUAAAGGUGCAUUCCAUGUCGCUGAGUAUGUUAAGAAGAGCAGAAGCCUGUUAUGGUUGAAUCUUUACAUGAAUGACAUUGGCGAUGAGGGAGCCGGAAAAAUUGCAGCUGCUUUAAAGGAAAAUCGGUCAAUAACAACAUUGGAUCUGGGUGGAAAUAACAUUCACGCUGGUGGUGUUAAUGCCGUUGCUCAAGUUUUGAAGGAUAAUUUAGUUAUUACCACUUUGGAACUUAGUUAUAAUCCCAUUGGACCAGAUGGAGCCAAGGCCUUGGCGGAAGUUCUCAAGUUUCAUGGGAACGUAAAAACCCUUAAGCUUGGUUGGUGCCAGAUAGGAGCAAAAGGGGCAGAGUUCAUUGCAGAUGCUUUAAAAUACAAUACCACAAUAUCAAUUUUGGACUUGCGAGCGAACGGACUUCGAGAUGAAGGUGCACAGUGCCUGGCUCGCAGCUUGAAAGUGGUUAAUGAAGCUUUAACCUCUCUAGAUUUAGGAUUCAAUGAAAUAAGGGAUGACGGAGCUUUUGCUAUUGCUCAAGCACUCAAGUCUAAUGAUGAUGUAGCUGUUACAUCCCUUAACAUUGCAAGUAACUUCCUUACAAAAUUUGGGCAGGGUGCCUUGGCUGAUGCAAGAGACCAUGUCUUGGAGAUGACCGAAAAGGAAAUCAACAUCUUCCUCUAGUAGACAUUAUAUUCUGCAAUAAAUAUUUUUUAUAAACUAGUUUUUUUUUUUUUUUUUUUUUUUUAAUUUUAAUUUUGCAUAUAUGCUGCCGGCGAUUACUGGUAGGAACUCGUCAUUAUCAAAUUUUUGAGUUCUAACCAAUUUAUUGAGGGAAAGUAUAGAAAUUUGUUUGCAGUUUAGCCUUAUGUUGUUUAUCUUGAAACCGUUACAGCGGUUGGAUGAUAUAGUUGACAACAAUAGUGAUAGCUUGUCGGCAUAGGUAUCAUGUGCAGUUGGAGUUUACUUUUCCAAGCAGUAGAUUUUUCCUC
Molecule: messenger RNA, 2352 nt
Organism: Vigna unguiculata (cowpea)
Lineage: Eukaryota; Viridiplantae; Streptophyta; Magnoliopsida; Fabales; Fabaceae
Product: RNI-like superfamily protein
Biological process (GO): nucleocytoplasmic transport; activation of GTPase activity
Cellular component (GO): nucleus; perinuclear region of cytoplasm; cytosol
Molecular function (GO): GTPase activator activity; small GTPase binding
Source: RefSeq, a predicted model, not a curated record